Messenger RNA from Geosmithia morbida, 1779 nucleotides. RefSeq names its product putative arabinose efflux permease, MFS family. The transcript is spliced from 8 exons. Gene Ontology annotation, biological process: transmembrane transport. Gene Ontology annotation, molecular function: transmembrane transporter activity. The record is from RefSeq and is a predicted model, not a curated record. Lineage: Eukaryota; Fungi; Ascomycota; Sordariomycetes; Hypocreales; Bionectriaceae. Bases 1 to 1779 code for a protein of 592 amino acids.
AUGGCCGUGGACUCUCGUCCCGACUCAGCCAAGGGAACCCCCAACCCCGUCAAGUCACCCGGCACAGCUCCUUCCAUCAACCAGAAUGGAGACGGAGAGGAGAAGAAUUACGAAGAUGAGGAGAAGCUCCAGGAUGACCUCGCCCUGGCCGCCACAAGGAGCAACACUCCCUCACAUCUAGUGGGGAUCAAGCUAUUCCUCGCCAUGUCGGCCGUUUCCAUGAUCAUGCUUCUCGUCACCCUAGACAUCUCCAUCAUCAGUACCUCCGCUGACCCAGGAACUGUGCAGGCCAUUCCCCAAAUCACCAGUGACUUCCAUCGUCUCGAAGAUGUAGGCUGGUAUGUCGGUGCUUUCCUGCUCAGCAGUGCCACCAUGCAGCCUCUUACCGGCAAACUCUACACUCACUUUAGCACAAAGUGGACAUACCUCAUCUUCGUCAUCAUCUUUGAAACUGGCUCUGCCGUCUGUGGCUCGGCUUCUUCCUCCCGAAAUCUCAUCGGUGGACGUGCUUUGGCCGGUGUUGGUGCUUCUGGCCUCAUCAAUGGCGCCAUGACUGUCAUCAUGGGCGCUGCCAAGCCCGAGAAGCGUCCUCUAUACACGGGUGCUGCCAUGGGAGUCGGCCAAAUGGGAAUUGUAAUAGGUCCUCUCCUCGGAGGUGUCCUCACCGACCACGCUACGUGGCGUUGGUGCUUCUACAUAAACCUCCCCAUCGGCGGCGUCGCCAUCGCCUUCCUCUCCCUCCUCACCAUUCCUGACCAGGUCUACAAGCCCAAGCUCGACCGCGCUGCCCUCCGCGCUCUCAUCCCCCGCUUUGACCUUAUUGGCUUCGCCCUCUUCGCACCGGCCUCCAUCAUGACCCUUCUUGCCCUCCAGUUUGGCUCCGGCUCCGAUUACACUUGGUCUGACUCGCAGGUCAUCGGUCUCUUCUGCGGCGCCGGCGCCACCGCCAUCGUCUUCGUCUUUUGGGAGCGACACAUGGGCCCCGACGCCAUGAUCCCCGGUCAUCUUCUCAACAACAGAAUCGUCGUCUGCAGCGCCUUCUUCUUUGGCUUCCUCAUGACCACCAACAGCGUCGCCAGCAACUUUAUGCCCAUGUACCUGCAGUCGUCCAAGGGCCUGUCGCCCACCAUGAGCGGUGUCUACCUGCUUGCCACGAUUCUCUCCCAAACCAUCUUUGUUCUCCUCUCCGGUGGUCUCGUCACCAAAUUUGGCUACUACAUCCCGUGGUGCGUUGCUGCCGCUGCCGUCAGCACUGUUAGCGCCGGUCUCAUCUCGACUUGGACGCCGUCGACUUCCCUGGGCCCUAUCAUUGGCUAUCAGGUUUUGCUCGGAGUACGCGGAGCAGGCAUGCAGAUGGCCAUCAUUGCUGUCCAACACUGCCUCCCCCGCAAAGACGUCGCCAUAGGCAACAGCAUCAUCGUCCUGGCCCAAAACUUCUUCGGUGCUAUCCUCGUCACUGUGGCAAACGUCAUAUUCCAAGAAACCCUCAAAUCAGAGAUCCGCCACAACGUCCGAGGCGUCGACCCCGCCGCCGCCAUUGCCGCCGGUGGCAGCGCCGCCAACGUCCGCGCCCUGACCUCGGACCCUACGGCCAGGCAGGCCCUUCUCAGUGCCUACGCUACAGGCGUUUCCAACAUUUUCUACCUGCUCACGGCCAUGUGUGCCGUUUCACUCGUUGCCUGUUUUGGUAUGGGCUGGGUUGAUCUAAGGGUGCCUAAUACCCCCCAGGAUAAGGCUGCUAGCCAUAAGAAGGAGGAGACGCUUGAUGACAAGGUUUAA